Molecule: messenger RNA, 1142 nt
Organism: Copidosoma floridanum
Lineage: Eukaryota; Metazoa; Arthropoda; Insecta; Hymenoptera; Encyrtidae
Product: aldo-keto reductase family 1 member B1
Molecular function (GO): oxidoreductase activity
Source: RefSeq, a predicted model, not a curated record
CAUGAGUAAGAUAGAAUCGGUUACGUUUUACAAUGGAAACAAAGUGCCCGCUCUUGGGCUUGGCACUUGGAAGUCGAAAGGUGGGACGGCGGUCGAGGUGAUCAAGGAUGCUGUGCGCAUCGGGUACCACCACAUCGACACCUCGCCGGUUUAUGGCAACGAGAAGGAAAUUGGCGAGGCGCUCACGGCUCUCAUGAAGGAGGGCGUCGUCAAACGCGAGGACCUUUUUGUCACCAGCAAACUAUGGAACACCCGACACCGGCCCGACCUAGUUGAGGCGGCUUUGAAGAAAACUUUGUCGGACUUGAACUUGGAGUACUUGGACCUCUAUCUGAUCCACUGGCCCUUUGCUUUUAAAGAGCUGGAAGAAUCGUUUCCCGAAGGCCCGGACGGCAAGGUGCAAUUCAGUGACGUUGACUACGUCGAUACCUGGAAGGCCAUGGAGCAGGUGCACGAGAAGGGCCUCGCCAGGAACAUCGGCGUCAGUAACUUCAAUUCCAAGCAGCUUGCCAGGAUCCUCGACAACUGUAAGGUCAAGCCCGUGGCCAACCAAGUCGAGUGCCAUCCUUACCUGCCUCAGGUCAAGCUGUCCGAGUUCUGCAUGUCCAAGGGCAUUCUCAUCACAGCCUACAGUCCCUUGGGCUCUCCCGACAGGCCGUGGGCACAGCCUGGAGAUCCCAGUCUACUCGAGGACCCCAAGGUCAAGGGUAUCGCCGAGAAGUACAACAAGUCGCCAGCUCAGGUCGUUUUGCGCUAUCAGGUUCAACGAGGCCACAUUGUCAUCCCGAAAUCCGCUUCGAAGGUCAGACUGGAGGAGAACACCAGGAUCUUCGACUUUGAGCUUUCCAAGGAAGACAUCAACCUCCUGCACACUUUUGAUCGCAAUUGGCGAGUUUGUCCGAUGAACAGUUCCGUGGAGCACAAAGAUUAUCCCUUCCAUGAGGAGUUCUAACAUUGCGUACAAUUGUUUCUUUAAAAAAAAAAGGUCACACUAUUUUUUAUUUACUGUUAUCCUUUGAUACUUGAAAUAGUAUUACAAAAGAUGUUACAUAAUUUUCUAGCAACAUCCACGUUGUGGCAUGAGACACAAUGAAAGUAAAAAACAAACAAACAAAGUAAUAAAUGAAACUUGUUGAGGUAAA